GCAUAGAUAUGACGCAUUACGCAAGUGACAUAGCCGCGCAGUGCAUGCUUUGGAUGAACGACGGCUGAGUCCCUAUUUGAACCAAGGCUACGCCAAGUUGUUGCGUUCCGUUGACGCCUGAUCUGAGAUGUAUCGUCCCAAACCAACCCUGCGGGACCGCCAGCACUUGUACCGGCUGAUCAUCAGCCAGCUGUUGUAUGACGGCUACACCAACAUCGCCAACAACCUAAUUACGGAGGUCAAGCCGCAAAGUGUUGUGUCUCCCUCAGAAAGCCUCAUGCAGCUGGCCAAGAUAGGCAUGGAGAACGAUGACAGCGCGGUGCAGUACGCCAUCGGGCGGUCCGACACGGUGGCCCCGGGUGUUGGCAUCGAUCUGGAGUUUGACGCUGACGUCCAAAGCAUGUCCCCUGAGGCGUCAGAGUACGAGACCUGUUACGUGACGUCCCACAAAGGCCCCUGUCGUGUGGCCACAUACAGCAAGGACGGACAGCUCAUCGCCACCGGCUCCGCCGACGCCUCCAUCAAAGUCCUGGACACGGAGCGCAUGCUGGCCAAGAGCGCCAUGCCAAUAGAGGUGAUGAUGAAUGAGACCGCCCAGCAGAAUAUGGAGAACCACCCUGUCAUCAGAACGCUGUACGACCAUGUCGAUGAGGUCACCUGCCUUGCAUUCCACCCCACGGAACAGAUCCUGGCGUCCGGGUCGCGGGACUACACCCUCAAACUGUUUGACUACUCCAAGCCCUCCGCCAAGAGGGCCUUCAAACACGUACAGGAAGCCGAGAUGUUACGCUCCAUCUCAUUCCACCCGUCCGGUGACUUCCUGGUGGUGGGAACGCAGCAUCCAACGCUCCGCCUCUACGACGUCAACACCUUCCAGUGCUUUGUCUCCUGUAAUCCCCUUGACCAGCACACAGACUCCAUCAGUGGGGUCAAUUAUAACCCCUCGGCCAACAGCUAUGUGUCGUGCAGUAAGGAUGGAAGUAUCAAACUCUGGGACGGUGUUUCUAACCGCUGCGUGAUGACCUUUGAUAAGGCCCAUGAUGGGGCCGAGGUCUGCUCUGCUGUCUUCUCCAAGAACUCCAAGUAUGUCCUCUCUACUGGGAAGGACUCGGUCGCAAAGCUCUGGGAGAUCUCAACCGGACGCACCCUGGUCAAAUACACAGGUGCUGGUCUGAGUGGCCGGCAGAUGCACCGUACCCAUGGAGUCUUCAACCACACCGAGGACUAUGUUCUUCUGCCUGACGAGAGGACCAUCUCUCUGUGCUGCUGGGACUCCCGCUCUGCGGAGAGGAGGAACCUGCUGUCUCUGGGCCACAACAACAUCGUCCGCUGCCUCGUCCACUCCCCCACUAACCCAGGGUUCAUGACCUGUAGCGAUGAUUUCAGGGCCCGCUUCUGGUACCGACGAACCACCACUGACUGACCCUCCUCCCAGAAUCCUUUGCUGUCUGGAAAUAGCUAUUUUCCUCGGGUCUGACUUCAGAUCUUUGCUCACCAUCUGCAGCUGAGAGACUAGUGGCAUGUUUCCCUGACUAGAAGCAUUGUCAUUGGUCCUAGUCCUGUACUAAAAGCAUUGUCAUUGGUCCUUGUCCUGUACUAAAAGCAUUGUCAUUGGUACUAGUCCUGUACUAAAAGCAUUGUCAUUCUCAGUUUCCCACAUACUGAGUGGGUGUACAAAAACAAUACAUGUAAGUGGAAAAUAUUAAUUGGAAUUUAUUUUUAGUCCUGGACUAGACAUAAUGUUUAUCUGGUCAACUGGUCCUGCUAAACUCCCCAAGACCCUCUAUUAUGGUGCCUCACUAAAUUCCCCAAAACCCGCUAUUAUGGUACCUCACUAAAUUCCCCAAAACCCUCUAUUCUGAUGCUUCACUAAACUCCCCAAGACCCUCCAUUCUGAUGCCUCACUAAACUCCCCAAGACCCUCUAUUCUGAUGCCUCACUAAACUCCCCAAGACCCUCUAUUCUGAUGCCUCACUAAACUAAACUCUCAGCACGACCAUGGCUUCCAGUUCCAGAGGUGUUACUGAACCCUCCAUAGCCGACCAUUCAAGCUUCGUUCUGGACUGUAUUUCUAUGUCUGUACUGUGUCCAUUGAGUAAGAAUCACCCACUGUUUAACCAGUAUGUUUAUCUGAGCCAUGUUGUUGGAGAAUGACACCGUUGUUGGACUGGCUGAUUAAAUGACCAGCAGAUUUGCAAA
Messenger RNA from Esox lucius (northern pike), 2199 nucleotides. RefSeq names its product cleavage stimulation factor, 3' pre-RNA, subunit 1 (gene cstf1). Gene Ontology annotation, cellular component: mRNA cleavage stimulating factor complex. Gene Ontology annotation, molecular function: protein binding; RNA binding. The transcript has 7 exons. The coding region runs from base 128 to 1423 and encodes 431 amino acids. NCBI's taxonomy places the organism in Eukaryota, Metazoa, Chordata, Actinopteri, Esociformes, Esocidae. The record is from RefSeq and is a predicted model, not a curated record. Gene Ontology annotation, biological process: mRNA 3'-end processing.